Messenger RNA from Alosa sapidissima (American shad), 2210 nucleotides. It is a transcript of the gene mpp1, whose product is annotated as membrane palmitoylated protein 1. Gene Ontology annotation, cellular component: plasma membrane; cell-cell junction. The transcript is spliced from 12 exons. Bases 272 to 1666 code for a protein of 464 amino acids. Gene Ontology annotation, molecular function: signaling receptor binding. The record is from RefSeq and is a predicted model, not a curated record. NCBI's taxonomy places the organism in Eukaryota, Metazoa, Chordata, Actinopteri, Clupeiformes, Clupeidae.
CAUGGCUCAAACACGAUGCACUGAGUAUACGCGUUGAAGACUCUCCCCGCCUCUCACGGAAGGUUAUUUGCUUUGUCAGCUUAUGACUAACGUUACCACAAGGAUCCUUGCGCGUCAGAUCUACAUCUCGUACUUUAACCGGUGAAGGGACGUUUUAUCGCUGCCUUUUAUUGCUCUUUUGCACCAACCAGACGACACUUAUCCAGUGUCCUUCGGACUUUGAGCAAGGGCAUCGUGGGUUCUUUGCUCCCUCCCUCUAAAAGCGUAAAAGAUGACACUAAAGUCCAACAAAAAUGAACCUGCCGUCAUAUUCGAGCAAGUAAACAGCGUUCGUACAGCUCUGUCCGAUCUGUACCUAGAACAACUGCUUCAGAAUAAACCGCGGACAGAAAAGGCUACGAUGCAGACCUCCGAGGGUCAGGAGAUGUGUGCUAAUGGCAGCGCUGCACAUCAUAAUGGCAAAGGAAUUACACGUGAAGUGGCUUUUGAAAAGAACCCCUCUGAGCCAAUGGGAGUGACUCUAAAGUUAAAUGAGAAACAGAAAUGUACCGUUGCAAGAAUAUUACAUGGUGGGAUGAUACACAGACAAGGAUCACUGCAUGAAGGUGAUGAAAUAGCAGAGAUAAAUGGACAGAGUGUAGCCAGCCAGUCUGUGGAUCAGCUGCAGAAGAUUCUGAAAGACACAAAUGGAGUUGUCAAGCUUAAGGUCAUCCCGAAACAGCAGAUCCGUUCUCUCCCCUGUGAGAUGUUCAUGCGGGCCCAGUUUGAUUAUGACCCUACUCAGGACGAUCUCAUUCCUUGCAAAGAGGCAGGACUGAAGUUCAAUACUGGCGACAUCAUCGAGAUCAUAGAUAAGAAGGAUCCUAACUGGUGGCAAGGCAGAGUGGACAACUCAGCUGCUGACUUCGCUGGUCUCGUCCCUUCCCCUGAGCUGCAAGAAUGGCGUGUUGCCAGCAAAAGCAAGAAAUCAGGAGAGGUUAGCCAAACCUGUAGCCCCUUUGGUAAGAAAGACAAGAAGAAGAAGGACAAGUACCUGGCCAAGCAUAGCUCGGUUUUUGACCAGCUUGAUGUCAUCUCCUAUGAAGAGGUUGUACGGCUCCCGGCCUGUAAUAGAAAAACUCUUAUCCUCAUUGGUGCCCCUGGUGUAGGUCGGAGUCACAUCAAGAGUUCGUUGUUACUAAAAUAUCCAGAAAAGUUUGCAUAUCCAGCCCCACAUACAACUCGACCCCCAAAGAAGGAUGAGGAAAACGGGAAAGAGUACUUCUUCAUCUCCAGUGAUGAAAUGACCAAAUGUAUCGUGCAGAAUGAGCUACUGGAAUAUGGGAGCUUUCAGGGAAAUAUGUAUGGCACCAAAAUUGAAACCAUCCACAAGAUUCAUGAACAAGGAAAGAUUGCACUGCUUGAUGUGGAACCUCAGACAUUGAAACUUCUGAGAACCCCUGACUUUGCCCCUCUUACAGUAUUCAUCGCACCAACAGAUGUAAACCAGUCAGACGCUGUGAAAGCCAUCCAAAGACAGUCCGACUCAAUCCUGGCCACCUACAAACACUUUUUCGAUGUUGUUCUGGUGAACAAUGAUGUGGACGAGAGUGUAAAGGCAGUGGAAGAAGCCAUUGAAUCAGCCAGCUCCUCCCCGCAGUGGGUACCAGUCUCUUGGGUGUACUGAGAUGCCCCUCCUGUACCAUUCUCUACAAUCACUUGUGUACUGUAUGAAAAGACAUCUGGUCCCAUGCCAUAAGCCAUAACAAAACACUCCUCUGCAGCAGUUUUGGUGAUCAAGGAGCUUUGUUUUAGGAGGAGUAUUAACCAAACAUAUUCUGCUCAUGAGAGUUCAAAGAGAUUAAAUAAAAAUGUUUUAAGAAUUUAAAGGGAGAAAUAUUUAGGGAUGAAAUAUAUAUAUAUAUAUUAUAUGAUCCAGUUGUCACAUUGCAGCAAUAGAACUUAUUUCUUUAUGUUUGUUGGGAAGACGGUUUUUGUUUGUUUCUUUGGUGUGUGUGUGUAUUUUUUUUUUUUUAAAUGAACACAUAUAUGGAAGUGGCAUUGCCAAAAAGAGCUAUAUAUAUAUAUAUAAUUUUCUUGUAGCAACUGUCAAGUCUAAAUGCCAUUUUUGCAGCCAUACCUCACGUCUUCCCUCCUGGUGACUACACGUGUGUGCACCCCCAUGCUGGAAUGGCCCUCGAAAGAUUAAACAUUUCCCUUGUUAUCUAAAA